Colletotrichum lupini is the source of this 399-nucleotide messenger RNA. RefSeq lists its product as uncharacterized. The transcript is spliced from 3 exons. Lineage: Eukaryota; Fungi; Ascomycota; Sordariomycetes; Glomerellales; Glomerellaceae. The coding region runs from base 1 to 399 and encodes 132 amino acids. The record is from RefSeq and is a predicted model, not a curated record.
AUGUUUUUUCUGCAAUUCACUGGCCUUGUCACUGAGAGUGCUGAGGCACCAGUACUACGCUAUGCCUUCAAUGCUUUCUACUACAUGGGUGCACCAAUAAGCACACCCUACCAUAACUGUCCUGCACUAUCUGCCUUACCUGCCUCACCACCUUCUUUACCUUCCUCCGCACUACCUCCCGUCCUGCAGAAUCAGAUCUACCUCACCACCCGACUUCCCGUCCGUCGUCUUGUCUUAUCCGAAUCAGCAAUUGCCUGGACAGGACGUUGUGUGGUGGUCGAUGUGGACUCUAAUGCUUUCCACUCUUCUUACCCUUGCCUGACCUUCCCCGGCACUGGACUGACGACCUCAAUCGUCUUGCAUCCGCUUUUUGUUGUGCUGCGCCGCGUCGUUCCUUAA